Clupea harengus (Atlantic herring) is the source of this 930-nucleotide messenger RNA. Its product is annotated as E3 ubiquitin/ISG15 ligase TRIM25-like. Bases 76 to 930 code for a protein of 284 amino acids. The transcript is spliced from 2 exons. The record is from RefSeq and is a predicted model, not a curated record. NCBI's taxonomy places the organism in Eukaryota, Metazoa, Chordata, Actinopteri, Clupeiformes, Clupeidae. Gene Ontology annotation, molecular function: zinc ion binding; protein binding.
AAAGUUGCACAACGAUUUCAGGCGAAACGAAACUACAUGGAGAAACUGUGAAGCGUUACACAGCACAAACAAAGAAUGGCAGAAGCGGCUCCAAGUAACCACGAACUUUGUACAUGUCCGAUUUGUUUGGAUCUUCUUAGGCAUCCAGUGACUAUUCCUUGUGGACACAAUUACUGUAUGGGCUGCAUUACGAGCUGCUGGGAUCGGGAAGAUCAGAAGGGAGUCUACAGCUGCCCCCAGUGCAGACAGACGUUCACCCCAAGACCCGUUUUAAACAAAAAUAAUAUUGUUGCUGAACUUGUGGAACAGAUCAAGAAGACCAGAAUCCAAGCUGCUGCUCCUGUUCCAUGUACUGCUGGACCUGGAGAUGUGGAGUGUGACGUCUGCACUGGGACAAAACUCAAAGCUGUUAAGUCCUGUCUGGAAUGUCUGGUGUCAUACUGUGAAACUCACUACAAAGUUCACAAUGACAUACACCCUGGGCGAAAACAUAAGGUGGUUGAUGCCACAGGCCAGCUACAGGAGAGGAUCUGCACCCAACAUGAGAAGCCUCUGGAGAUAUUUUGUCGUACGGAUCUAAGUUGUGUUUGUUUGCUCUGUCUGGUGGAUGAACACAAAAGCCAUGACACUGUGUCAGCCUCUGCAGGGAGGAGAGAGAAACAGACACACUUGGGGGAGACCCAGAGUAAAAUCCAGCAGAGAAUCCAGGAGAGAGAGAAGGAGCUGCAGGACCUGAGGAAGGCUGUGGAGACUCUCAAGGUGAGUACUGACCAGAGGAGAGGAGGACAACAGCUGGCUGCUGGAGGAGCCAUUUCAGGCUCAAUCAGGGCUCUCCUCCAGUCAGCCAGACAGGAGUCUGUAAUGCUGAGCCACUUCCCAGCUCCUCUGAGCCUCACUGUGGGUACCAGGCUGUGUGGAGGAGCUGAGUGA